CAGCCGGUCGCGGUGGCUUUGCCGCCGCUGGGCUGGUCCUUCCCCCUUCGGCGAGUCCCGGCGUCUCCUCAGAGCUGGGAGAGGGGGCUGUCCUGGGCGGUGAGCUCUCCGUGGUCCUCGGGCGCGGGCCGCCAUGAGCAAACGGAAGGCGCCGCAGGAGACUCUCAACGGGGGCAUCACCGACAUGCUCACAGAACUCGCAAACUUUGAGAAGAACGUGAACCAGGCUAUCCACAAAUACAAUGCCUACAGAAAAGCAGCAUCUGUGAUAGCAAAGUACCCACACAAAAUAAAGAGUGGAGCGGAAGCUAAGAAACUGCCUGGAGUAGGAACAAAAAUUGCUGAAAAAAUUGAUGAGUUUUUAGCUACUGGAAAAUUGCGUAAACUGGAAAAGAUUCGGCAGGAUGAUACGAGUUCAUCCAUCAAUUUCCUGACUCGAGUUAGUGGCAUUGGUCCAUCUGCUGCAAGGAAGUUUGUAGAUGAAGGAAUUAAGACAUUAGAAGAUCUCAGAAAAAAUGAAGAUAAAUUGAACCAUCAUCAACGAAUUGGGCUAAAAUAUUUUGAGGACUUUGAGAAAAGAAUUCCUCGUGAAGAAAUGUUACAAAUGCAAGAUAUUGUACUAAGUGAAGUUAAAAAAGUGGAUUCUGAAUACAUUGCUACAGUCUGUGGCAGUUUCAGAAGAGGUGCAGAGUCCAGUGGUGACAUGGAUGUCCUUCUCACCCAUCCAAGCUUUACCUCUGAGUCAGCCAAACAGCCCAAACUGUUACAUCGUGUUGUGGAGCAGUUACAAAAGAUCCAUUUUAUUACAGACACUCUGUCAAAGGGUGAAACAAAGUUCAUGGGUGUUUGCCAGCUUCCCAGUAAAAACGAUGAAAAGGAAUAUCCACACAGGAGAAUUGAUAUCAGGUUGAUACCCAAGGAUCAGUAUUACUGCGGUGUUCUCUAUUUCACUGGGAGUGAUAUUUUCAAUAAGAAUAUGAGAGCUCAUGCCCUAGAAAAAGGCUUCACAAUCAAUGAAUACACAAUCCGUCCCUUGGGCGUCACUGGCGUUGCCGGGGAGCCCCUGCCCGUGGACAGUGAGAAGGACAUCUUCGACUACAUCCAGUGGAAAUACCGGGAGCCCAAGGACCGAAGCGAGUGAGGCCCAUCCUCCCCGGCACAGCCCAAUCAGAGUCUUAAUUUAUUUCUUAAGCUUUGCUAUGUAAGGGUCUGUGGUGUUUUUAAGUAACUAUUUCUUCUUCAUGCCGUAGCCUGCACUAUAGUCAAUAAAACCUCUUGUAUGAUUAUCA
This is a messenger RNA of Bubalus bubalis (water buffalo), 1289 nucleotides long. RefSeq names its product DNA polymerase beta (gene POLB). Gene Ontology annotation, molecular function: DNA-directed DNA polymerase activity; DNA binding. NCBI's taxonomy places the organism in Eukaryota, Metazoa, Chordata, Mammalia, Artiodactyla, Bovidae. Gene Ontology annotation, biological process: double-strand break repair via nonhomologous end joining. Gene Ontology annotation, cellular component: nucleus. The transcript has 14 exons. The coding region runs from base 134 to 1141 and encodes 335 amino acids. The record is from RefSeq and is a predicted model, not a curated record.